Molecule: messenger RNA, 4231 nt
Organism: Rhopilema esculentum
Lineage: Eukaryota; Metazoa; Cnidaria; Scyphozoa; Rhizostomeae; Rhizostomatidae
Source: RefSeq, a predicted model, not a curated record
AACCAACAAUUACUUUGGAUACGUAUGUCAACAGGCAAAACCGCAGAGAGAAGCCCAAAAGAGAUGCAUGCAGUGAGCACAAGUGUGUGUAAGGAACCAUUGAAGAUGAAACUGCAUCCUUCUGUUGGUCUUUAAACCUUUUUAAUCGUUUAAUCAUUGUCAUUACGUCAUCGAGACAUUUGAACAGUGUAUUCUGUGGUACCACCGCGAAGGUGCAAUACUGAGCUUCCAGUCUAGUUGGCCUCAAGACAAAGUUGAGAGAAUUUUUUAUGUAUUGACUGCCAGCGAAGUGGAAAGGAUAUUCAACGUUUUUGUUAAGAUUUGGGGUAAUGCUUGGCUUUGUUAAAAAGGAAGAAGUCUCAUCCAUGACAGAACCACUGAUAUCUACACACAAUGGUGACAUCAACAUCUCUUACGAAGAUGAUGAGCUAGUGAAAGAGAUCAUCAGCUCCAUCUCGGGGCCCUCACACAGCAGUACAUGUACAGAUUUUAUAAGCAAUGGUCUGUUUGGACAGCAGAAUGGAAGCAUUUACUUCAACAGCUCACAGGAUGUCUACUGUAAUGGAAAUGUGCUUGGAGUUGAAAAUGCUGAUUUCAUUGGCGAUGAAGUAGACACAUCAGCUAUCAGCGAAAACAGGAAUUUUGAAAUCAACUACAUCAAGUUUCCAAAGUCAAUCAUCAAAUCCCAGAGAAGAAGCGGUGGAGUUUCACAACAGAGGCUUAGCAUUGAGGAUUCAAGGAUCGUUUUAGGAAUAACACUUCUUGGCGUUGCUCAGGUGCUCACAAUCCGGUGUUUUGUGGCAAGAGUUGUUGAUCCGUCUUUUCAAAGAUCUGACGUGGUUAAUGAACCAGUCGAGCUGGAAGUAAAAGCAUUGCAAGGAAAAGUCGGAGAGUAUAUACUCAAUAUCAACCUCGACUCAGUCUAUGAUGUGAAUGGAAAAUUGGUCUACGGCCUGGCCAAAAACAAAAUCGAAGAUUUAAACAAAUUCUACUUAAAAAUCCUGGUCACCUUUGUCGAUCACUCAUGGAAUUUUGCUGAUACAAAAUGUUUUCAAGUCGUUGGCAGAGCCAAAGAUGCGGACAAGAAAGAGCCAGUCACAGAAGCAAAUCAACUGCCACCAGCCCCGAGACCGGGUGCUAAACGAGCAAGAACCGGCACCGACGAAUCAACACAAUCUAAUGGUUCGUUAUCGAUUGGUGAUAUGCCUAAAAGUAAUGUAAGCACGAGCAGUGGAUACAGCAGCGGCACGUCACAUACAGAUGGCAUGCUGAUAACAGCAUCGAAAGUCGCAGCCGACUUCUUGGACGCAAAACGUGCCGAAAUCGGAUCCCUGGUUGUGGCAGAGCCGAUCAAGACAUCCCGAGGCGACAUUGCCUAUCAUUUCACGUUGCAGAACCCAGACGCUCACCCUGCAUUCUCAGAAGGUGAAAUCGUUGGCCUGUUUGAACGCAAGGAUGGCGAAUGUGUGCUUGAUAAGCUCACGCAAAAGAACUCAAUAGACGCUGUAUUGAAAGGUGUUAUCAGCCGAUCACAGUAUUUGGAGGCCAAGGUGAAACCAGGAGUUCGAACUGAAACUGUAUGUAUGUUUGGCAUCGUCCCCGUCAAAGUGAGAGGGCCAGUUACACGUGGCGAUAUUGUUUACGCAUCGCCAUCCCAUCCCGGCGUCGCCGUUAGUUCCAGCACUCUUGGUAGCAAGCCACUGUUGAUUAACGAUUCGUCCGCCUUGGGAAUGGCCUGGCAAACGAUCUAUGCAGACGAGGACGAGCUGAAUCUUGUCUACUGCCUUGCAUCCAUUACCAUGGAAAUUUUCCAAGGAAUGAUUGAAAAGCGAUUUCGCACACUGAAGAGACGAGUCAAUGCUAGAAUCGAUGAUAUCCAGAAAUCAAGGAAGCGCUCAAAGAGAAGAAACAUUAUUUGCGCUUCGAUUCUGACGACAUUUUUACUACUUCUCUCGAUCUUGCUGUGGCAAAUUUUCAUGCCCGGGUCGGCCUUGCGUCGAAUGGUAUGCGAGAAAGGAAGCAUUAAGAAUCAUUUUGCCAGCUUCAAAUACAGGCCGUUGAAAGAUAUAUUCACAUUCUACAAUGUGGAUGGAAAAGAGUUUGAUUUCGAAACAUUGAAGAAGAAGUCGCAAGAACUAAGAGAACCGAUUCCUGGUUCAGGGCUCCACUAUUACUACAACAUCCCUUUAUGUGCUUACGGUGGUUCAGCAAAGUCAGAGGACACCUUGUUGAAAAGGAAACGAAUUGGAGGACCCCGCGUUUUUGCGGUCGAUGAGCAGUGCAAACACGCCUUUUAUUAUUAUGGUGCGCUCAAUAAAUGGUGUAGAUACAAGUCAGCCCUCGAUUUGAAGUGCGUUCCGGCUUUUCAUACCGAUCACGGAAAGAAAACGAACCAGACGAUACCUGAGUUCUGUACUUGAAUUACCACUGGUUUGUCAGUAAUGCUAGUUUUGAAUAGCCGUUCUUAGUAGAUGAAUUGGAGCUCUGUGCCGUCGUUGGGCAGGAGCUGUGCGUGAGAUCUGUGGCACAAAUGAUUUCUUAAGGAUUUGUAUUUGUUUUAGGUCUAUUUGGGAUAGCCCAGUACACACUGUUUCACUGCCAAGCCCUCCGAUUUCGGGCCCUAAUCUAAAUUUUUCUAUCCCUAUUUGACCUGGCAGCGUUUUUUCUUUUCCAUCGUACUUCAACACUUUUUCCAAGCCCUCCUUGGCAUUACAAGAAUACAAAUUGCUUCAAUACGAAAUCUGCAAAGUGGGUUUUGUUUGGUUAUUGUGACAUCUAGACGUAGGUUUGGAGUUUCUGCUAAUAAUUUGGAGUUUCAAUAUUUAUGCCUUUUUGCUGGAAGAUUAAACAAGCUUCAAGAUCCGAUCCCAAUAUCUGUCUCCAUCCCGUUGUGACUAGCUUUUCUCCAAGUCAUGAUGUCCUUCAGUAAGUUUUUGCAUCAACUAACUGUCAAUUACACCUCUAGAAACACAAACGAUUUCUCUGUAUUUAAUAAAGUCGGUAAUGUACAGGAAUAUCAAGGCUAUUUUUUAGGCUUCCAUUCCAGAAAGGUUUUUGUACCAUCAUAUUUGUAACACGUAUAAUCAUUUAUUGGCAUAUUUUAACCAUCCGUUAUCACCCGUUUCCUAGGAAUAUAGAAUCAUUUCUUUCGCGAUGAUUUUUAUUUUUAGUGCUUUUAACUGCUUCAAGCGACAUUUAUUGUAAAUAUGUGUAGUUUAUAGUAGCCUCUACGUUGUGUAUGUUCAUUUGUACCUUCGUGUAUUAGCUUUUUUUAUAUCGUUUUUGUCAAUUAAUCAAUAUUUGUAGCAUUUGGAUGUGCAUUCACAGAUUUUUCUAUCAAAACACGUGUAGCAGAUAGAUAGGCCUAGCCCUACUUUUGCAUGCUGCCGUAGAGAAUUGGCAGCGUAGGGACUAAUGACGCGAAAUUACCUCUUUGCAGCCCUGUACCAAUAAGCCAACCCCGAACAAAUAUUUAAAUCUUAAGCCGAAAACCCACUCUGGAAAAUAAUCCGCGGAUCGGAUCCGAUCGUGUUGUUCUGAUCAGUUCCGUUCGAUCCGCGAAUCGUUUCAAAUUGGAAUGCACGUUGACAUUUAUAUCUCCACGGGACCUUGCCUCAUGACGCAAUGCUCUAUUGUUUUAUAAGUUCUAAUUCGAUUUUCAUCAAAAUAAAACUAUUGUACCGUACCGGAACGGUUCAAAAAAAAGUUGAAAUUAUUUCAACUUUUUUUUCUAUCCGUUUCGAUCCGUCGCGGAUCAGUCAUGUGACCAUUUUUGCAUCCAAAGCGCUUGCGCAACACAAAAUCUGAGCCGAUCCGCGGAUCAUUUUCCGGAGUGGGUUUUCGGCUUUAGAGACAUUUUUAUAUAUUGAGUUAUCAUUUUUCUCUGACAGAUUAAUUUUAUUGCAUAAAGCAGCGUGUACUUAAAGCAAUCUAAAGAUACUGAAGUGACAUUUAUCAAUAGACUAUUGGCCAAUCAGCAACCGUCUGAGUGCUGCCACUUAAGUGCCUGUCGAUUGGCUUUCAGCAUUGUUUAUCAAACGGGAACAUUGAAUGUCUUUAUUUUUAAUUUUUUUCAAAAUAACUUUAUAUUCGCUGUGCGAAGAUUAAACUUUACUUAAUAAUUUUAUGUUUGGCUAGUCGUACAUUUUUCUAUAUAAAAUGUAGUGAGACCUUUGGCGUCUAUUUUGCUAGCCAAUUUUGCAGAUAUUUUUGAUGGAUUCUUUGUUUGGGA